UUUUUUUUUUUGUUUUUUUUUUUUAUUUUUUUUUAAAUAUUAAUAGUAUAAUACAUCUUGUCCAGCAAAUUUUAGAGAGAGAAACAAGAGGGGGGCUGAGGAGGAGGAGAGAGACCCUUGUAGAGGUCGUAGGUUUCGGGGAAUGCUGGAAAAACGGUUCAUUAUUGGAAAUCUUUGAUGGGCUACCGGCCUUCUGGUCUUGCUCUUUACAGGCAUUGAUCUGAAGGCUGGUAACUGAAAUUGGAAAGUGCCUGUGUUGCUCUUGCCGGCUUUUCUUUCCCUUCUCAUUAUCCCGACUAAUUUCUCGAGGAAUCAUUCAUUUUUCGAGAUAAAGAAGGGAAAGAGAGCUUGCUCUGGGAUUUUGAAGGUGGGCUUGGAGAAAAAGCUACACAUUAUAUGGUAAUAUAAAAUUAUGGAAGCUGUUUCGGGUGUGAUCUCAAGGCAAGUCUUGCCAGCAUGUGGUAGCCUUUGCUUCUUUUGCCCUGGGUUGCGGGCAAGGUCUAGGCAGCCCGUGAAGAGGUACAAGAAGCUGAUUUCGGAUAUUUUUCCCCGGCCCCCGGAAGAAGAACCGAGUGACAGAAAGAUCGGUAAAUUAUGUGAAUAUGGUGCAAAAAACCCUAUGCGCAUUCCUAAGAUAGCAGGCUCCCUUGAACAAAGAUGCUAUAAGGAAUUAAGAAAUGAAAACAUGCGAUCGGUGAAAGUUGUUAUGUGUAUAUACACUAAAUUCCUGUUCACUUGUAGGGAGCAAAUGUAUGUCCCCUGCUAAUUUUGUGUUUCUUUUUCAUCUGAUUUUGUUUAACCUUUAGCUGACUUAAAAUCCUUAAUUUCCUUCUAUCCGAAUCAUGUGCACAUUUGUCUAGUUUGUCUGGUUGAUAGUUUUAUGUGUUUGGUGUUGUACAGGUUUGGUUUAUGGGUGAAAACUGCCAUAUUUCAGUUGAAUUUGACAAUGUAAGCAUAAUUCGCUAAGCUCUAUAUCAAAAUUUUACUAAGAUUUGUUUUAUUAAAUUUACCCAACUCUUCAUUCCAUUUUCUUCAGAUUGUUUCAGUAGUCUUGGAAAACUACAAAGGUCAAGAUGUUUCAAUGCAGGUGCUUUCCUGGAGAGUGAUUGUUGAUGAUAGAAGACAACUUAACGUGACCGAAGAGGAUGCCAAAAACCCGUGUUUUUGGUCAAGAGUGUGCUUGCACAACAUGGCCAAUCUUGGUAAAGAGGCAACCACUAUGCGGCGUGUUUUGGAAUCUUUGUUUCGGUAUUUGGACAAUGGGAAUCAGUGGCCGCUCGAGAAUGGGAUUGCUUUUCCAGUUCUCAAAGAAAUGCAGCAAUGGAUGGAUGAUUCGGGGCAAAAUACACACUUCUUGCUAUCGAUGCUAGUAAAGCAUCUCGACCAUAAAAACGUCCUAAAGCAGCCCAACAUGCAAAUCGACAUUGUUCAGGUUGUCACGGCUCUUGCUCGGCUCACGAGGACUCAGUCAUCUGUGGCUAUAGUGAGCGCUUUAAGUGAUGUCAUGAGACAUUUAAGGAAAAGUAUACAUUCUUCUCUAGACGAUGCAAAUCUUGGGGAAGAAGUAAUUAAGUGGAAUAAAAAAUUCCAUGAAGUCGUGGAUGAAUGUCUAACAGAGUUGUCGUCAAAGGUUGGAGAUGCCGGGCCAAUUCUUGAUGUGAUGGCUUCAAUGCUAGAGAAUAUCUCGAGCAUUACUGUCAUAGCUAGAACAACUAUUGCCUCCGUCUACCGAACUGCUCAGAUUAUAGCUUCUUUGCCGAAUUUAUCAUAUAAAAACAAGGCUUUCCCAGAGGCUUUGUUUCACCAGUUGCUUCCAGCUAUGCUCCACCCAGAUCACGAGACGCGAAUUGGAGCUCAUCAGAUAUUCUCUGUUGUGCUCGUGCCAUCUUCGGUUUGCCCUCAAUCAGAUCCACCAAUUUCUUCUGACUCCUCCUCGACUAAGAACAUUGUAUUCCCUCGAACACUAUCGAGGACUGUUUCGGUAUUUUCCUCAUCGGCUGCACUUUUCGAGAAGCUGAAGAACCAUAGGACCCCUCCUCCCAAGGGAGGAGUUCAAGAAGAACAGAAUUACGAAAAUCAAAUUAGUGGAGUGAUGAACAGAAUUAAGUCGACUUAUACUCGAGUGUAUAGCUUCAAACCUUCAUCAGAAUCUGAUUCUGCCACAAAGUUGACCAAAGAAGUGGAUGCUGUUCCUCUUAGGUUGAGCAGUCACCAAAUAACCCUUUUGCUUUCAUCCAUUUGGGCACAAUCAAUGUCACCAGCAAACAUGCCUGAAAACUAUGAAGCUAUUGCCCACACGUACAGCUUGGUUCUGUUGUUUGCUCGUGCAAAGGUUAACUUAAGCUCAAUUUUCGCUCAGAAUUCUUCUCGCGAGGCCCUUAUUAAAAGCUUCCAAUUGGCCUUUUCGCUCAGGAGUGUUUCUCUUGCUCAAGGAGGAAAUUUGCCUCCAUCGCGCCGUAGGUCCCUCUUUGUAUUAUCGACUUCAAUGAUCAUCUUCUUAGCAAAGGCUUACCACAUUUCGCCUCUCAUUCCGCUCGUCAAAUCUGCACUCUCUGAUAAAGUGGUUAGCGAAAUUGGAUUGGGAAAUCCACAUGUCGUUUACGGAUCAAAGGAAGACGAUAGUUCUGCUCUGAAAUGUCUUUCGGAAAUAAAAAACAACGAGAGCCAGACGAAGGAUUCCCUUGUCACUGUUGUUGUGAGAAAUUUAGAUAAUUUAUUGGAGUGUGAGGCACCUGCAAUGAAGGAACAGCUGCUCAAGGAAUUCACUCCCGACGAUUUGUGUUCACUCGGUGGCCAAUUGUUCGCGGAUAGCCCGGUCAAAGUACGACAAAGGGAUUCUUACAACAAACCUAAAUUAGAAACGGCAGUCUCGAUGUGUGGAAUAGAUGACGAUCUUCACCAAGAUUCAACCGAAAGUAAUUUCCCGCCAAAUUCAAAGCUGACCAUUGAGUUCCCGAGUCUUCUGAGUGUCGAUCAACUUCUUCAAUCCGUUUUGGAGACAGCUCAUCACGUGGGAAGAAUGUCCGUGAGCACGGCCCCAAACGCGUCCUAUAAAGAAAUGGCUAACCACUGUGAAUCGCUAUUGGUGGGAAAACAGCAAAAAAUGUCUGUCUUAAUAAACGCUAAUCCCAACAGGCAAAGUAGCCUGUUGACUAUAUCUUCUCAAAACUCCCGAGAGUCAGAAAAACUUACGACUCCUUCUCCUUGUGGGCCACCAAAAGUGGAACAACAGCCAUUCUUUGAUCUGAACCUACCGAAACCGAGCCCAUCUCCACCACUGUGUGCAGCCGAGUAUCAGAAUCGACCCCUCUCAUUCAGGCUUCCGACUUCAAGUCCUUAUGACAAUUUCUUGAAAGCUGCCGGUUGUUAAGAAAGAAAACAGAAGUUCUAUGUAUUGCAUCUGAAAGCUCGACUCAAGGUAGCUCACAAUUUGUGUCUCGGGCUCCACAUUCUAUUUAUCAUACCUCUCGAUAAGAUGAUGUCAUUAAUACAAAAGAUGAUGUCAUUGUUGUACACGUGUGGGACGCAUUUUCUCAAACAUGCUAUAUACGCGUUGCUAAGGAUGCCAUUUGUUGUGGUUCUGAUCGGCUGAGGUUUUUUGAUUGUCUAAGCCCGUUUAAUGUUUUUCGUACUCUUUGCUUUUGGUGUGUUUACGCGGGAGGCACGAGUGGGCGUGUAUUCGAGCUUUUCCUCUCAUAUAUAUGAUUUUCUUUUUUUUUUUUCAUAUUUUUUUUGGAGCAAGACUUGAGAUUCUUGUGUGUGCAUUAGUUUAGACAAGUCUCCUCAUGUACAAAAGAUGGAGUUCAGUUUUUAUCUUUUAUUUUCUAACAAUUAUAUGUAUAUUUAUUUAUUCUUAUAAAAAUUUAAAUUAUAUUAAGGAA
Molecule: messenger RNA, 3881 nt
Organism: Striga asiatica
Lineage: Eukaryota; Viridiplantae; Streptophyta; Magnoliopsida; Lamiales; Orobanchaceae
Source: the annotation of a GenBank genome assembly